Molecule: messenger RNA, 461 nt
Organism: Capsicum annuum
Lineage: Eukaryota; Viridiplantae; Streptophyta; Magnoliopsida; Solanales; Solanaceae
Product: probable NAD(P)H dehydrogenase (quinone) FQR1-like 2
Molecular function (GO): FMN binding; NAD(P)H dehydrogenase (quinone) activity
Source: RefSeq, a predicted model, not a curated record
UUCUCUGAAAUUCCCCCCCUUAAAUAUCUCUUCAAUUUCUCCUCUUUUAGAUUUCACAUAUACAAAAGAAACAAAAAAAAAAAAAAAGAAAAAGAAAAGGGAAAUCAUGGGAAAAGGUGGUGGAUGUGUUUCUAGCAAAAACAAAACCUCCAACUCUUCAAACAAAUAUGCGAAUACAGCCAAAAAUUCCGCCAAUGUUACUUCUCCAACCAAAAAUCUUAAAAUUUUUAUUGUGUUUUAUUCCAUGUAUGGACAUGUGGAGUGUUUAGCAAAAAGAAUCAAGAAAGGAAUAGAAACAGUCGAUGGUGUCGAAGGGGUACUGUAUAGAGCCCCCGAAACACUGUCCGAGGAUGUUCUUGUUAAAAUGCAGGCCGCGCCUAAGGAUGACUCUAUUCCCGAGAUAUCAUCUCCGUCAGAUCUUGCUGAUGCUGACGGGUUCUUGUUUGGGUUUCCCACCAGGU